AUGGCGUCGUCUAGUGCUGGCGUUACGCGUUCAGGUGUGAAAAAGUAUGCACAAAAAUACUGUAAAGAAUGGGAGUAUGAUCCAAAUUUAAAAGAUUGGAUUUGUCCUGACCCCACUGGUGAAAACUAUGCAAGGUGCAAAUAUUGUAAAGUCACAUUAGUACCCCACAAGAAAGAACUUAACUAUCACGCAAAGAGUAAAAAACACAUAAAAGCUGUGUCAUUAGAUAAAGCGGCGAAGUCCUGUCAGCAAUUGCCUUUUAUAAAAACAGUUUCGAAGAAUAACAAAACUGCGGAAUUAAAAACAGCUACUUAUAUAGUUGAACAUAGUGCUAUUCAAAAUGUAGAUCAUUUAGGUGAAAUCCUGCCAUGUCUUGAUCUGAAAUCAGAAGUUCUGGGGACGUUAAAAAUACACAGAACUAAAUGCAGCAUGCUAAUAAAAAACGUUCUUGGUCCAGUAAUGAUGCAAGAAAUGAUAUCAGGUGUUGGUGAUGCUGCAUAUUCACUUAUUGUAGAUGACGGACAUACGGACAUAUCAACAGAUAACAUUCUGUGCAUAAUGAUACGGUAUUUUUUAAAAAUUAAGCAGGAUAUCAUUACAACAUUUUACAGAUACAUAAAAAUAUCUAAAUGCGAUGCAACAACCAUCUAUGAAACUAUAAAAAAUACUUUACUAGAGGACUCCUUACGUCUUGAAAUGCUGGUAGGAAUUGGGCUAGACGGUACUAUUGUAAUGAUUGCGAAACUGUUAGAAGACUUGUUUUUGCUAUUCAAAAAUAUCCUGCAAAUUAUUGUCAUACCUCGGAAGCUUGAAACUGUUACGGAUGGAGAAUAUGCAUCAUUUGGUUUUCAGGAGCAUUUGAUGCAUGUAUCAGCAAUGCAUUUUGGCUACACGGUUGAAGAGGCGCUAUCGAAACUAGACAGACGUGACAAAGAAGACGUACGUGAGAGACGCAAAACCUUUCUUGUUAUAUUGUGUUCCGAAUUACAGAAAAGGUUGCCAAAACAGAUCACAUUCCUUAAAGCCAUGGUGAAGUUGUCUCCAGAAAUAGCCACUUCUCAAAUGAAACCUACAUUAGUUGACAUAUUACAAAAUGUUCAAAGGGCUGAAGUAUAA
Molecule: messenger RNA, 1116 nt
Organism: Parnassius apollo (apollo)
Lineage: Eukaryota; Metazoa; Arthropoda; Insecta; Lepidoptera; Papilionidae
Source: the annotation of a GenBank genome assembly